Molecule: messenger RNA, 5604 nt
Organism: Closterium sp. Naga37s-1
Lineage: Eukaryota; Viridiplantae; Streptophyta; Zygnematophyceae; Desmidiales; Closteriaceae
Source: the annotation of a GenBank genome assembly
AUGAGUGGCGCCCGAGUCACACCACAGAGGAGUGGCGCCCGAGUCACACACAGAGGAGUGGCGCCCGACUCACACCACAGAGGAGUGGCGCCCGAGUCACACCACAGAGGAGUGGCGCCCGAGUCACACCACAGAGGAGUGGCGCCCGAGUCACACACAGAGGAGUGGCACCCGACUCACACCACAGAGGAGUGGCGCCCGAGUCACACCACAGAUGAGUGGCGCCCGAGUCACACCACAGAGGAGUGGCGCCCGAAGGAGUGGCGCCCGAGUCACACCACAGAGGAGUGGCGCCCGAGUCACACCACAGGAGUGGCGCCAAAGUCACACCACAGAGGAGUGGCGCCCGAGUCACACCACAGAGGAGUGGCGCCCGAAUCACACCACAGAGGAGUGGCGCCCGAGUCACACCACAGCGGAGUGGCGCCCAAGUCACACCACAGAGGAGUGGCGCCCGACUCACACCACAGAGGAGUGGCGCCCGAGUCACACCACAGAGGAGUGGCGCCCGAGUCACACCACAGAGGAGUGGCGCCCGAGUCACACCACAGAGGAGUGGCGCCCGAGUCACACCACAGAGGAGUGGCGCCCGAGUCACACCACAGAGGAGUGGCGCCCGAGUCACUCCACAGAGGAGUGGCGCCCGAGUCACACCACAGAGGAGUGGCGCCCGAGUCACACCACAGAGGAGUGGCGCCAGAGUCACACCACAGAGGAGUGGCGCCCGCGUCACACCACAGAGGAGUGGCGCCCGAGUCACACCACAGAGGAGUGGCGCCCGAGUCACUCCACAGAGGAGUGGCGCCCGAGUCACACCACAGAGGAGUGGCGCCCGAGUCACACCACAGAGGAGUGGCGCCCAAGUCACACCACAGAGGAGUGGCGCCCGAGUCACUCCACAGAGGAGUGGCGCCCGAGUCACACCACAGAGGAGUGGCGCCCGAGUCACACCACAGAGGAGUGGCGCCCGAGUCACACACAGGGGAGUGGCGCCCGAGUCACACCACAGAGGAGUGGCGUCCGCCUCACACCACAGAGGAGUGGCGCCCGACUCACACCACAGAGGACUGGCGCCCCAGUCACACCACAGAGGAGUGGCGCCCGAGUCACACCACAGAGGAGUGGCGCCCGAGUCACACCACAGAGGAGUGGCGCCCGAGUCACACACAGGGGAGUGGCGCCCGAGUCACACCACAGAGGACUGGCGCCCGAGUCACACCACAGAGGAGUGGCGCCCGAGUCACACCACAGAGGAGUGGCGCCCGAGUCACACCACAGAGGAGUGGCGCCCGAGUCACACACAGGGGAGUGGCGCCCGAGUCACACCACAGAGGAGUGGCGUCCGCCUCACACCACAGAGGAGUGGCGCCCGACUCACACCACAGAGGACUGGCGCCCCAGUCACACCACAGAGGAGUGGCGCCCGAGUCACACCACAGAGGAGUGGCGCCCGAGUCACACCACAGAGGAGUGGCGCCCGAGUCACACACAGGGGAGUGGCGCCCGAGUCACACCACAGAGGACUGGCGCCCGAGUCACACCACAGAGGAGUGGCGCCCGCCUCACGCCAAGGAGGAGUGGCGCCCGAGUCACACACAGAGGAGUGGCGCCCGACUCACACCACAGAGGAGUGGCGCCCGAGUCACACCAGAGGAGUGGCGCCCGAGUCACACCACAGAGGAGUGGCGCCAGAGUCACACCACAGAGGAGUGGCGCCCGAGUCACACCACAGAGGAGUGGCGCCCGAGUCACACCACAGAGGAGUGGCGCCCCAGUCACACACAGGGGAGUGGCGCCCGAGUCACACCACAGAGGACUGGCGCCCGAGUCACACCACAGAGGAGUGGCGCCCGAGUCACACCACAGAGGAGUGGCGCCCGAGUCACACCACAGAGGAGUGGCGCCAGAGUCACACCACAGAGGAGUGGCGCCCGAGUCACACCACAGAGGAGUGGCGCCCGAGUCACACCACAGAGGAGUGGCGCCCGAGUCACACCACAGAGGAGUGGCGCCCGAGUCACACACAGGGGAGUGGCGCCCGAGUCACACCACAGAGGACUGGCGCCCGAGUCACACCACAGAGGAGUGGCGCCCGAGUCACACCACAGAGGAGUGGCGCCCGAGUCACACCACAGAGGAGUGGCGCCCGAGUCACACCACAGAGGAGUGGCGCCCGAGUCACACACAGGGGAGUGGCGCCCGAGUCACACCACAGAGGAGUGGCGUCCGCCUCACACCACAGAGGAGUGGCGCCCGACUCACACCACAGAGGACUGGCGCCCCAGUCACACCACAGAGGAGUGGCGCCUGAGUCACACCACAGAGGAGUGGCGCCCGAGUCACACCACAGAGGAGUGGCGCCCGAGUCACACACAGGGGAGUGGCACCCGAGUCACACCACAGAGGACUGGCGCCCGAGUCACACCACAGAGGAGUGGCGCCUGCCUCACGCCAAGGAGGAGUGGCGCCCGAGUCACACACAGAGGAGUGGCGCCCGACUCACACCACAGAGGAGUGGCGCCCGAGUCACACCAGAGGAGUGGCGCCCGAGUCACACCACAGAGGAGUGGCGCCAGAGUCACACCACAGAGGAGUGGCGCCCGAGUCACACCACAGAGGAGUGGCGCCCGAGUCACACGACAGAGGAGUGGCGCCCGAGUCACACACAGAGGAGUGGCGCCCGACUCACACCACAGAGGAGUGGCGCCCGAGUCACACCAGAGGAGUGGCGCCCGAGUCACACCACAGAGGAGUGGCGCCAGAGUCACACCACAGAGGAGUGGCGCCCGAGUCACACCACAGAGGAGUGGCGCCCGAGUCACACCACAGAGGAGUGGCGCCCGAGUCACACACAGGGGAGUGGCGCCCGAGUCACACCACAGAGGAGUGGCGCCCGAGUCACACCACAGAGCAGUGGCGCCCGAGUCACACCACAGAGGAGUGACGCCCGAGUCACACCACAGAGGAGUGGCGCCCGAGUCACUCCACAGAGGAGUGGCGCCCGAGUCACACCACAGAGGAGUGGCGCCCGAGUCACACCACAGAGCAGUGGCGCCCGAGUCACACCCAGAGCAGUGGCGCCCGAGUCACACCAAGAGGAGUGGUGCCCGAGUCACACCACAGAGGAGUGGCGCCCGAGUCACACCACAGAGCAGUGGCGCCCGAGUCACACCACAGAGGAGUGGCGCCCUAGUCACACCACAGAGGAGUGGCGCCCGAGUCACACCACAGAGGAGUGGCGCCCGAGUCACACCACAGAGGAGUGGCGCCCGCCUCACACCAGAGAGGAGUGGCGCCUCACACCACAGAGGAGUGGCGCCCGAGUCACACCACAGAGGAGUGGCGCCCGAGUCACACCACAGCGGAGUGGCGCCCGAGUCACAGCACAGAGGAGUGGCGCCCGCCUCACACCACAGAGGAGUGGCGCCCGAGUCACACCACAGAGGAGUGGCGCCCGAGUCACACCACAGAGGAGUGGCGUCCGCCUCACACCACAGAGGAGUGGCGCCCGACUCACACCACAGAGGAGUGGCGACCGAGUCACACCACAGAGUGGCGCCCGAGUCACACCACAGAGGAGUGGCGCCCGAGUCACACCACAGAGGAGUGGCGCCCGAGUCACACCACAGAGGAGUGGCGCCCGAGUCACUCCACAGAGGAGUGGCGCCCGAGUCACACCACAGAGGAGUGGCGCCCGCCUCACAUCACAGAGGAGUGGCGCCCGCCUCACAUCACAGAGGAGUGGUGCCCGCCUCACAUCACAGAGGAGUGGCGCCCGCCUCACACCCCAGAGGAGUGGCGCUCGCCUCACAGCACAGAGGAGUGGCGCCCACCUCACACCACAGAGGAGUGGCGCUCGCCUCACACCACAGAGGAGUGGCGCCCGCCUCACAUCUCAGAGGAGUGGCACCCGCCUCACAUCACAGAGGAAUGGCGCCCGCCUCACACCACAGUGAAGGAAGCGAGGUGGGAGAGGAGGGCUGGAUGGCCCAUGGGAGGAGGAAGCGUGGGGAGUGGAGGAAGCGAGGUGGGAGAGGAGGGCUGGAUGGCCCUUGGGAGGAAAAGCGAGGGGAGUGGAGGAAGCAAGGUGGGAGAGGAGGGCUGGAUGGCCCUUGGGAGGAGGAAGCGUGGGUAGUGGAGGAAGCGAGGUGGGAGAGGAGGGCUGGAUGGCCCUUGGGAGGAGGAAGCGAGGGGAGUGGAGGAAGCGAGGUGGGAGAGGAGUGCUGGAUGGCCCUUGGGAGGAGGAAGCGUGGGGAGUGGAGGAAGCGAGGUGGGAGAGGAGGGCUGGAUGGCCCAUGGGAGGAGGAAGCGUGGGGAGUGGAGGAAGCGAGGAAGCGAGCUGGGAGAGGAGGGCUGGAUGGCCCUUGGGAGGAGGAAGCGUGGGGAGUGGAGGGAGCAAGGUGGGAGAGGAGGGCUGGAUGGCCCUUGGGAGGAGGAAGCGAGAGGAGUGGAGGAAGCGAGGUGGGAGAGGAGGGCUGGAUGGCCCUUGGGAGGAGGAAGCGAGGGGAGUGGAGGAAGCGAGGUGGGAGAGGAGGGCUGGAUGGCCCUUGGGAGGAGGAAGCGAGGGGAGUGGAGGAAGCGAGGUGGGAGAGGAGGGCUGGAUGGCCCUUGGGAGGAGGAAGCGAGGGGAUUGGAGGAAGCGAGGUGGGAGAGGAGGGCUGGAUGGCCCUUGCGAGGAGGAAGCGUGGGGAGUGGAGGAAGCGAGGUGGGAGAGGAGGGCUGGAUGGCCCUUGGGAGGAGGAAGCGAGGGUAGUGGAGGAAGCGAGGUGGGAGAGGAGGGCUGGAUGGCCCUUGGGAGGAGGAAGCGAGGGAAGUGGAGGAAGCGAGGUGGGAGAGGAGGGCUGGAUGGCCCUUGGGAGGAGGAAGCGAGGGGAGUGGAGGAAGCGAGGUGGGAGAGGAGGGCUGGAUGGCCCUUGGGAGGAGGAAGCGAGGGGAGUGGAGGAAGCGAGGUGGGAGAGGAGGGCUGGAUGGCCCUUGGGAGGAGGAAGCGAGGGGAUUGGAGGAAGCGAGGUGGGAGAGGAGGGCUGGAUGGCCCUUGCGAGGAGGAAGCGUGGGGAGUGGAGGAAGCGAGGUGGGAGAGGAGGGCUGGAUGGCCCUUGGGAGGAGGAAGCGAGGGUAGUGGAGGAAGCGAGGUGGGAGAGGAGGGCUGGAUGGCCCUUGGGAGGAGGAAGCGAGGGAAGUGGAGGAAGCGAGGUGGGAGAGGAGGGCUGGAUGGCCCUUGGGAGGAGGAAGCGAGGGAAGUGGAGGAAGCGAGGUGGGAGAGGAGGGCUGGAUGGCCCUUGGGAGGAGGAAGCGAGGGGAGUGAAGGAAGCGAGGUGGGAGAGGAGGGCAGGGUUGCCCUUGGGAGGAGGAAGCGAGGGGAGUGGAGGAAGCGAGGUGGGAGAGGAGGGCUGGAUGGCCCUUGGGAGGAAGCGAGGGGAGUGGAGGAAGCGAGGUGGGAGAGGAGGGCUGGAUGGCCCUUGGGAGGAGGAAGCGAGGGUAGUGGAGGAAGCGAGGUGGGAGAGGAGGGCUGGAUGGCCCUUGGGAGGAGGAAGCGAGGGGAGUGGAGGAAGUGAGGUGGGAGAGGAGGGCUGGAUGGCCCUUGGGAGGAGGAAGCGAGGGUAG